AUACCGAGAAAUAUACUCACAUUAGUACAGAUCGGAGCCUCUGUUAUAUUUAAUAUUAAAAAUAUUUCAACUUUGAUUCACAAUGCCGGUUAAUGUGGAGCUAACCCUGGAGGAGAUGGUGAGGAUUGCUGUGGGAGUGCCGGAGCUGACCCACGUUAAUGUGGCCGUCCUCCACAGUCUGUUGAAUGUGAUCCUAAAGAAGCUCAACUGCGAUAAGGACAUGGUUUCCAUCCGAGGCUUCGAAGGAAAGUGCAUGGAGCGCAUCCUACAGCAGUCCAAGAUCUCCCCCCUAGCCUUCGAUGUGGAGGCCAUUGUGCCUAUUUCCGAGCAACUGGACAAGGUGCAACUGCUGGAGAAGCGCAUCAAGGAUCUGGAGACCAAGCUGGAGUGCCACUUCCAGCAGAUUCGCAUCUGCAACAGGGCCAAGGACAAGAAGUAUAGGAUCCACACCGCCGAGCAGUACGCUUCGCCGUGCGAGGACCUCUGCACCGCCUGCGACGAGGACAACAAGAUCGCCUGCAGCCUCCUGGCCAACAUGGACUUUAUGAAGAAGCUUAUGCGACGCAUCGCCACUCCGAUCCUGGACCAAAUGGAGGAGGUCAGUCGAAAACUGGAGCAGUUCUACUUGACGCUGCAGAGGUUCCUGCAGCAGACCGAGGAGCUCUUCAAGAGGCUGGAGCUGGUCAAGCAAUGCGUGGUGGAGAUCGAAAACCUGAGGUCUCUGGUCCAGGAGUACAACCUGACUUUCCUUGGCACCAUGGAGGAGCUGCAGGACAUGCUGGACAGCAAGCUGGACAAGGUCCACAUGCCGGCUCUGAAGAAGUACAUUCGCGAUCGAUUCGAUGACAUCGAUCGUCGCUUGCAACUCAUCGAGGACAAGGAGGCCUGUCCCCGUGCCGCCGGCUUCAUCAACACAGGACUCUGCUGUCUCUCCUGCAACAGCACCAAGGUUGGGGUGGAUGUUGGCCCCCAGACCAUAGGUCUUUUCCCCGAUGCCCCAUCAAGGCAACGCCCCCUUGUCGAUCCUGCUCACUGCCAGAAGAGCAUUGUGUGUCGUUCACUGGAGAAGGAGCCCACUCUAAUGGUGCGGGUCAAGAAUCUCGAUUUGGGUGUCCUUUCUCAUCGCCUCAAUCGUCCUGCCACGGGCAAGGUGUGCAAGCUGCCCGAGGCCAACGAUGCCAUCUACGGCGUCCGCAAUUCCUGCAUAUCUGGAUAGGCUCUAUAGCCUCUAUAGUUCAA
Messenger RNA from Drosophila bipectinata, 1239 nucleotides. RefSeq lists its product as uncharacterized. The record is from RefSeq and is a predicted model, not a curated record. NCBI's taxonomy places the organism in Eukaryota, Metazoa, Arthropoda, Insecta, Diptera, Drosophilidae.